AUGAAAGCACCCCUCUGCAUCCUGUGUCUGCUGGUGGCGACAGACGGUUCCGCCAACUGGGACAAGAAAGUUGCCCAAGUCUGCAACAGCUUCUCACAGAGUCUCUACCAGAACAUCGCCGUCAAUGGGUGCGAAAACAGUAUCUACUCCCCCUUGAGCAUCCACCAGGCUCUGUCGAUGGUGACUCUGGGAGCUCGUGGAGAUACUGCCGCCGAACUCUCGCGAGUGCUGGGCCUUAGUCAAAUCCCAUCGCGACCUAACCAGCCACAGGCGUCCUACCUGGAAGUUAUCCAGCAGCUACGCCAAGUCCCGCAUGUGGAGAUCCUCACCGUCAACGCCAUCUUUGUGAACCCGUCAACAGAAAUCAAAGCUGACUUCACCAACAACGUGACCAAGUUCUACCAGGCUGAGGUGUCUAGCUUCGACCUGAUUUCUCCCGGAGGUCCUGAGAGGCACAUCAACAGAUUCGUUUACAGCAAGACGAAGGGUCUCAUUAAAACAGUGCUCACGCCAGGUCGGGAGUAA
Messenger RNA from Candidula unifasciata, 525 nucleotides. The record is from the annotation of a GenBank genome assembly. NCBI's taxonomy places the organism in Eukaryota, Metazoa, Mollusca, Gastropoda, Stylommatophora, Geomitridae.